AUGGACAGCCCUCCCACUACGCAUCCGACCGCGCAAGCUGACGCUGUGUCCGACCGCAAAGACGGUCCCAGGAAGCGUCGACGAGCGACAGUGGCGUGCCGCAGUUGCCGACAACGCAAGACAAAAUGCGAUCACAUUGUUCCGGCGCAAGCAUCCGACGAGAUGCUUCGUGGUAUGACUAAAUCGGCGCAAGUAUAUAUCCGAUCCUUGGAACGGCGUGUCCGCAACUUUGAGGAUCUUCAGCGAGAUGCGAAAAAAUAUCAUCAGAAUCAGCAAAUGCAACAACAGCCUGCACCUGCAGUGCAGACUAUAUCUCCCGUUCCGUCGACCAGUCAGUAUGAAGUGACAAAAAUGGCACCGACCCAGCGACAUAUUCGGCCUGCUGGGUGGUCAACCAACCACACUCAGCAUCAGCAACCCCAGCAUCAAAACGUCCUCCCAACAACUCCAGAUAUAUUCCUCAGUGGCAAAGCUGGCGAGUCUUUUACCCAACUAAUACUCAAUGCUAUGAAUAACCCGUCUUUCAAGCUCGACUCUCAAUCUUUCUCUUCCCCUCGAGAUGGGUCUGUCGACGUGAGAGGCUCUGAUAACCUCUUUUCUCCACCUGCCAAUGUCCGAGAAUUGCUCCAGGUAUAUUUCGACUUUCACCACGAGCUUACUCCAAUCUUCCAUGUUCCUUCCAUCAUGGCCCAAUUCGAACAAGUGCUCAGUAACGGCGCCACCUCUGGAAACAGUGAUAGUGUUUAUACUCUGGCUAUCCUCAACAUGAUCUGUGCGCUAGCAGUUGCUCACAGUCGACAAGGCCAUGGGGAUUCCGAUACUACCUCCCGCAAGUAUUACAAUACCGCAAUGCAGCUAAUGCAGCCAAAUCUCUUGUCAGAUUGGAAGAUUGAAAAAGUCCAAGCCCUGCUCCUCGGUGCCCGCUACCUGCAGAGUUCAAGCUAUAGCGACGAAUGUUGGACGGUAUUGGGACUUGCAAUCCGCAUAGCCUAUGAUCUAGAAUUACACCGGCCACCCGAUCCCGAGCAGUUCGAUUGCAUAGAACAAGAGGUUCGUAAACGUGUAUGGUACGCAUGCUUUGGUUUGGAUAAAUUGCUCAGCAUGAUAUACGGCCGUCCUGCUGCUACCUCCACAUCUACUUUCACGACCCCUCUUCCAGAGGAUUUAGACGACGAUUGCAUUCGGCCGACACGACUGCUAUUCCCCUCAGUUCAGACCACUUCAAGCAUGUCGUUCUUUUUGCAAGUCUCCAAAUUAUACCGCCUUUUGGAAGCUAUAACAAUGCUGGGCGAUCAACCAGCGUUGGCAGAUUUGGUCAGGCUGGAUGAAGAAUUUGAAACCUGGCAAGCCGAGGUGCCUAACAGACUCCGGAUUCGAGAGGCUACUCUAAGGGGAGAUGAAGCGGCUCUAAUUCUGGCACUCCGUGCCAACAUGGUGUGCAUUCUGAUCCAUAGACAGUCGUUGGUGUCAGGUCUUAGUGCGCUGUCCUCGGUAUCUUGUCAUUCAACGCCGGCUACCAAAGGAUGUGAAGGCGGCCGACUACGAACUAGCAUGCUGCAGAGGAGUCGGCAGAUCUGCGUGAGUACCGCCGAAGAAACGAUUCGACUGGUGGCCGAACGGCAUGAACAGACCAAGAAUGCAAUGGGACCAAGUUGGUUCAACUUGUAUUAUUUGUUUACUUCCAUUCUGAUCAUCGUAUCCCAUGUCGUUGAUCCAGAUUUUCAAGAUGAUCGUAGUGCCUUGAUGCAUCUGGACCAAGCGGUUAACAUGAUUCGUCAAAUGUCUGUCAAUCACCUCUGUGCGCAGAGAGCGUAUGCUUUUUUGCAGCAGUUGCUUGGCCUGCUUGAUAGAACAAUACCAGACGACAGACGGAGGUCACUUGAGCGGUAUAGCACGCCCCCAACAGCCAUGACCGGAAGCAAUCCGGGGGUAGCAGACAACACAAUGUACAGCAAUUGCACAACGAUGGCAGCGGAUGAGGCGAUGGAAGAUGGCGGUGUCGACCUGUGGUCUCUCUGGGAUACCACACAGGAUCUUACGAUGGACCUGGGCUCUCAGCUAGAACUCCAUUCAACUCUAGGUUCGGCCACGUGGUCGUGGGGUGUGGAGAAUCCUGGUGCUGAGUCGUUGAUGCAAUCUCCACCAGCAGCCCUUAGCGGCAUCCCCGGAUAA
Molecule: messenger RNA, 2172 nt
Organism: Trichoderma virens Gv29-8
Lineage: Eukaryota; Fungi; Ascomycota; Sordariomycetes; Hypocreales; Hypocreaceae
Exons: 3
Coding region: 1-2172 (723 amino acids)
Biological process (GO): positive regulation of transcription from RNA polymerase II promoter by galactose; DNA-templated transcription
Cellular component (GO): nucleus
Molecular function (GO): RNA polymerase II cis-regulatory region sequence-specific DNA binding; DNA-binding transcription factor activity, RNA polymerase II-specific; zinc ion binding
Source: RefSeq, a predicted model, not a curated record